AGGUGACAGCUGACUUCGCUUCCCCUACAUGAUGUUCUACACUCAACUCUUCACCUCCAAGCGAGGACCCCUUGCCAAAAUCUGGCUUGCAGCACACUGGGAAAGGAAACUCACAAAGGCCCAAGUAUUUGAGUGUAAUAUAGAAACAACUAUCGAAGACAUCAUCUCCCCAAAGAUGAAGAUCGGUCUGCGGACCUCUGGUCACCUGCUCCUUGGCGUGGUCAGGAUUUACUCCAAGAAAGCUAAAUAUCUCCUCGCAGACUCCACUGAUGCCCUGGUUAAAAUAAAAUUUGCAUUCAGGCCAGGUAACACAUCCUGUUUGUCUUGUCUGUCAACAGUUGUUACAUUUUAAAGACACAGUUAGGCUCCACAGGGUUUGGAAAGGUUGUGGCUUUCUGAAAUAUAAACAGGGGAAACACUUUUGAUAAUCCUUUUUAUUAGUUUGAACAUAAGAAAUAGACCAGAGGCUCACAAGAGGAUUCUAACCUUGAUAAAAAUAACAAAUAGAAACACGCAAACAUGAAAUUAUAACUCAUUAAAGUAUGUCUUCUUGCAAAAAUG
Molecule: messenger RNA, 561 nt
Organism: Notothenia coriiceps (black rockcod)
Lineage: Eukaryota; Metazoa; Chordata; Actinopteri; Perciformes; Nototheniidae
Product: double-strand-break repair protein rad21-like protein 1
Exons: 2
Coding region: 29-352 (107 amino acids)
Biological process (GO): sister chromatid cohesion; replication-born double-strand break repair via sister chromatid exchange
Cellular component (GO): cohesin complex
Molecular function (GO): protein binding; chromatin binding
Source: RefSeq, a predicted model, not a curated record